AACUUUAUUGACAGGAUUACCACAGCAAAAAGCGCGAGGUGUGAACAAAACGCAGUUUAUGGAUAUUGUUUAAUGCAGGAUUUGUGACGUCGCCCGGUUUUUAAUUCGCAAAUAGUUGAAAGACACCAGGGACUAACAGGAAUAGACGUGUCACGGUCAUCUGUGUGAAUUAUUAAAUUAAUAAUUAAAUAGCUUUAGCACGAUAUCAUCAUGGCCAGUCCCGCGAACGCAAACAUGAAUGCUGUCCGGGAGACUAUGGAUGUUCUCCUGGAGAUAUCAAGGCUGCUGAAUACAGGAUUGGACAUGGAGUCUUUGUCAAUAUGUGUCCGUCUCUGUGAGCAGGGGAUCAAUCCCGAAGCCCUGUCAUCAGUUAUCAAAGAACUCAGAAGAGCCUCGGACUCAUUAAAGGCUUCUGAAAACGGCACUAGUCAAGGAUGACCAGUCUAAAUUACAUCUAUGACAGAGUGGUCCCUGUUUGAGAUGAAAGAAAACUUGCACAAUGCAUUGUAUAUAAGCAUGUAUAUAUGGUUAAUGUGUUAAAAAGUUGUUUUGCCUUGUGUUUGACCUACUUUCAUGUGCCUCAGUCUGUACAAUUGGACUGUUGUGUGUGCUCUUUUCAUUUUUUUAUUUAAAUGUUGUGUAUACUAAUAGCUAUAAUUCAUUACAAUGCUAAAAGCAAAAAUAUGUCCUCAAAAUAGAUAUUACCCUGUGGAACCAUUUUUGUUUUUUGUUUUUGCCUCAGAUUAAGUCAGUAAAAUAUUUUUUUAUCCUAACUGUGCUCUUUUUAUCUAUGUGUCUAUGUCUGAUCACUAAAAAGCAUUUUAUCUGGACCUCCAUGUGCGUUUGUUUUUUAACCACAUGAUGGCGACAGCAGUGCAUUUAUAGUUGGUUCACUAAUACAUGACUUCUGCUUUGUAUUCUGUCGUAGCAUUGUCAUUUCAGUAUUUUAGGAUUAAUCUCUUUCUUUUAAACAUUUAUGAUAAAAGUCAUGGCCAGGACUCUUCUCAGCAGCUCAUCCUUAUUUUUUUUCAGAGCAGCAAGGUCAUUCACAAUAGAAGUUCAAUUAGAUCAUUUGCCAACUCAUAGGUGCAUUUUUGAACAGAUCUGACAUCAGUCUCUGGAAAUGUUUGAGGUCACGUUUGGUAAGAGCACUGUGGAUCUUAGAUCAGCCCAAAAGGCAGCAUACCUGGCGUGAGCUUCAUUAACACCCAGCCGUGCUGAGAGGGAGAGGUGGCGGUGUCCUUGGUUCCUGCAGACAGGAGGCAUAAUGUUUCACUCCUGCAGUGAGAACUCAUUUAUGUGUCUGUAAUCACCUCAACCUUACGUGUGCGCUUAUUGCUAAAUAUUUACCCUGAGUCCAGUUGUUUCUCAAGGAGAGGUUUUCGGCAGAAUGUGCUCUAGU
Molecule: messenger RNA, 1402 nt
Organism: Sinocyclocheilus rhinocerous
Lineage: Eukaryota; Metazoa; Chordata; Actinopteri; Cypriniformes; Cyprinidae
Product: mitotic-spindle organizing protein 1-like
Exons: 3
Coding region: 211-438 (75 amino acids)
Biological process (GO): mitotic spindle assembly; gamma-tubulin complex localization; microtubule nucleation by interphase microtubule organizing center
Cellular component (GO): centrosome; spindle; interphase microtubule organizing center
Source: RefSeq, a predicted model, not a curated record